AUGCUGGCGGCGUUCCUCGCGGCGCUCGUCUUCUUCCAUUCCUCCGAGUUCCUCCUCGCGCUCUGGUCCACCGGCAAACCCGACCUCCGAUCGUUCCUCUUCUCGCAGGAGUAUCUGCUGGCCAUGGCAGCAGCGCUCACUGAAUACGCCCUCGAGACCGCCCUCUUCCCAGCCUUCAAGCGCCGCCUGUGGCCCGUGGCGUGGGUGGGGGGGGCGCUGCUGCUGGCGGGGGAAGCGGUGCGCAAGGCAGCCAUGGUGACGGCAGGGCGGAGCUUCACUCAUGACAUUCAGACGGAGAAGCGGCGCGAACACCGACUGGUCACACACGGGCUUUACAGGUGGGUGCGGUUGGGUGCUUGUGUGUGUAUGGUGUUCCUGUACAGGUGGGUGCGGCAUCCGGGCUACACGGGGUGGUUCAUGUGGAGCAUAGCCACGCAGCUGCUGCUCGUCAACCCCCUCUGCACGCUCGCCUUCGCCCUCGUCUCCUGGUGCUUCUUUGCCGUCCGCAUCCCGCAUCCCCUACGAGUUCUGCCUGCACCAGCUCAUCGAUCUCAAGUUCCUGCAAUGCGCUGCCCUCCUGCUUUCGUUCGCCUCAUCGCCCUCUCAUCUCCCCUCCCCCCUCCAUGCAGCUACGAGGAGUUCUACCUGCACCAGUUUUUUGGACUCGAGUACGCACUCCCUUGGUGCCAUCUGGUACUCCCUUCAACUCACCACGCCAUUUCCUCUGCUCCCGUGCCCCUCAAGUACGCACGAAACGCUGCCUCGGUGCCAUCUGGUAUCCCCUUUCAGCGCCUGCAGGAGCCGCCAGUGCUGCUGCUGGAAGCCCUGCAGGCACACGCCCUGGCAGCCGAGGAGGAAACCGCACUGCCCCUGCUGCCACCUGCCACUCCAGCAGCCACUCCAGCAGCCACUCCUGCAGCCACUCCAGCAGCCACUCCUGCAGCCACUCCUGCAGCCGCUUCCGGGCCUCGUGGGCCUAGCUCGGCAGCAGAAGGGUCUGGUUUGGCAGCAGAAGGGUCUGGUUUGGCAGCAGAAGGGUCUGGUUUGGCAGCAGAAGGGUCUGGUUUGGCAGCAGAAGGGUCUGGUUUGGCAGCAGAAGGGUCUGGUUUGGCAGCAGAAGGGUCUGGUUUGGCAGCAGAAGGGUCUGGUUUGGCAGCAGAAGGGUCUGGUUUGGCAGCAGGGGAGUUGGAGUUCCGGCGGGUGGAGUGUGCGGGGCGGUACGACGAUGCACGGUCGCUGUUUGUGGGGCCGAGAGCGCACACAGUGAGGGGCGCACAGGAGAAGGGGUACUUCCUCGUCACUCCGCUCAUCCCUCCAUCUGGCAGGUGUUUGGCUGGGCAGGGGUGCGCAGGAGAAGGGGUACUUCCUUGUCACUCCGCUCAUGCCUCCCCCUGGCUGGUAUGUCCAUUCGCCCCGUCAGUAAAGCACUCGUCUUUCAUGCCAAUGCGGGCGCACACAGUGAGGGGCGCACAGGAGAAGGGGUACUUCCUUGUCACGCCUCUGCUGCCACGUGCUGGCAGCCAGCAGCCAGCAGUGCUGGUGAACAGGGGGUGGGUGCCGGAGGCAGUGAGGCGAGAGGCAGACACAUGGAUGGCGGGAGAGAGGGCGAGGGGGGCUGCAGGCGAGGUGGGGAAGGAGGAGGUUGAGAGCGGUGGCAGUAGGACGAGCAGGAGUGGUGGUGGCGGAAGCAGCAGCAGUGGCAGGAGCAGCAGCGGUGACAUUAGUGUGAAGGGUAGCAGCAGGGGGUGGUUUGGGUCGGGGGGAGGUAAAGGGCGGGCCUCAACCAAGGCAGAGACAGCAGGCAGCGAGCCCAACACCCCCCCUAUUAUACGCGUGUCCGGGGUGGUGCGAGGCAGUGAGAAGCCGAACCACUUUGUGCCUCCCAACGCGCCGGAGCACGGCAAAUGGUUCUGGGUGGACGUGCCGGCCAUGGCCCAGGGAUGUGGCCUGCCACGUGGCACUCUGCUAUUGGACGCCAUGAAACCAACCGAGGAAGAGGAAGAAAAUACAACUCACAGCACCGGCAGCAGCAGCAGCAGCAGCGGGCAGGCGGGUGUGUGUCCUGCAUUCUCCAGCGACCCGCGCUUCCCUCGCCCCAAGGACCCGGAGGAGCUCGUGAAGCUGCCAGUCAUGCCCACCGACCACAUCACCUACGCCGCCACCUGGUGA
Molecule: messenger RNA, 2169 nt
Organism: Closterium sp. NIES-65
Lineage: Eukaryota; Viridiplantae; Streptophyta; Zygnematophyceae; Desmidiales; Closteriaceae
Source: the annotation of a GenBank genome assembly